AUGGAGCAAUCUUUAACUUCACCUGCAAAAGUAAAAGCUAUUGUUGGAGGUGGUUGGGGAGAAGAAGCCAAGAGCGAAGUCCCCGCUCUUGGAGAUGAGCUCGUCAUCGUGGUGCUGGUCGGCACGCUCAUCUUCGUGCUUCUUUUCGCCGUGUUCUGCUACCGCUCGGACAACGGCGCGCGACCCGUACCCCAGUCCUACGCGGUGGUGCCAGACCACGUGAUGAGGCACGCCACCAUCGAGAGGUUCUUCGCGGAGAUGGCCAACGAGAAGCCCAUCCGGUUCACGCCGGGCCAGCUCCAAGGCUACACCAGCAACUACUCGUCCCGUCUUGGCGCCGGCGGGUUCGGCACGGUCUACAAGGGCGCGCUCCCCAACGGCCUCGCCGUCGCGGUCAAGGUGCUCCACGGCGACCACAACCAGCGGUCCGAGGAGCACUUCAUGGCGGAGAUGGGCACCAUCGGGAGGACGCACCACAUCAACCUCGUCAGGCUGUUCGGUUUCUGCUUCGACGCCUCCGUGCGCGCGCUGGUGUACGAGUUCAUGCAGCACGGCGCGCUCGACGCCUACCUCUUCAACCGCGCCGCCGGCGUGGGCUUGGCCACGGUGGCCGCGAUCACCACCGGCGUGGCACGGGGUCUGAGGUACCUCCACGAGGAGUGCCAUCAGAAGAUCAUCCACUACGACAUCAAGGGUGGUAACGUCCUCCUCGACAGAACCCUCACGCCCAAGGUGGCUGACUUCGGGCUCGCGCGACUGGUGGACCGGGCAGACACGCACGUCUCCAUGUCCGGCGUGCGCGGUACACCCGGCUAUGCGGCGCCGGAGCUGUGGAUGGGUUCUGGUGUGACGGAGAAGUGCGACGUCUACAGCUUCGGCAUGUUGCUGUUCGAGGCCGUCGGNNGGAGGAGGAACUUCGACGAGGCCGCGCCGGAGAGCCAGCAGUGGUUCCCUAAGCUGGCGUGGACCAGGUACGAGAGCGGCGAGCUGGUGGAGCUCGUGAUGCCGAGCAGCGGUGACGACCAUGGCGUGGAUGCUGUGGAUGAGCCGCAGCAACAGCUGUGCAAGGAGCUGGCGGAGAGGAUGUGCAAGGUAGCGUUCUGGUGCGUGCAACAGCAGCCGGGGGCGAGGCCGCCAAUGGGCGCUGUGGUGAAGAUGCUGGAGGGCGAGAUGGACAUUGCUCUGCCGCCGAACCCAUUCCGGCAUCUUAUGGACGACGUGCCGGUGGAUAAUCUUUGGACGACAAUGACGAGCAGCGUAAACACAGCAUCAGCGUCGGCGGAAGAUGGGAUUUCUCGCGGUAGCAACGAGAUCGUCUCGCUUUGA
Messenger RNA from Triticum dicoccoides, 1326 nucleotides. Its product is annotated as G-type lectin S-receptor-like serine/threonine-protein kinase SD2-5. The record is from RefSeq and is a predicted model, not a curated record. The transcript is spliced from 3 exons. Gene Ontology annotation, biological process: protein phosphorylation. NCBI's taxonomy places the organism in Eukaryota, Viridiplantae, Streptophyta, Magnoliopsida, Poales, Poaceae. The coding region runs from base 1 to 1326 and encodes 441 amino acids. Gene Ontology annotation, molecular function: protein kinase activity; ATP binding.